AUGGCCCCCUUCACUAGUACGCUACUUGGUGUUGCCGGCCUAGGUGUCUUGGCACUGGGUCAGGUAACGGUCGAUGCCACCUCCAAGUUGCAAAGAAUCGACGGCUUUGGCUUCUCUCAGGCUUUCGGCCGUGCCAAAGAGUUCCAGAACGCGCCUGCGGCUCUUCAGAAGCAGGCGCUUGAUCUGCUCUUCAGCCCCACCACCGGUGCCGGGUUCAGCAUCAUCCGCAACCGCAUCGGUUCCGGCGGCCAAGGCGACAGUAUUCUUCCCACCAGUCCUGGGUCGCCUUCAGGCACGCCGGCUUAUACCUGGGACGACGAGGACAGUGGCCAGGUUUGGUUCACGAAGCAGGCCGUCAGCUAUGGCGUCAAUCAAAUCUACGCCGAUGCUUGGAGUGCUCCUGGAUUCAUGAAGACCAGUGGCAACGACGCGACGGCGGGCUAUCUGUGCGGCACAACCGGUCACACUUGCCCCUCUGGCGAUUGGCGACAGGCCUACGCCGAUUUCCUUGUGCAGUAUGUCAAGUACUACCAACAAGCCGGUCUAAACGUAACCCAACUCGGCUUUCUCAACGAGCCCGACUACUCGCCCGGGUAUUCCCAAAUGCAAAUCAGCCCCAAUGCCCAGGAAGCCAUCUCUUUCAUCCCCAUUCUCUCCAAGGCUGUCCAAUCUGCCGGUCUCAAGACCGCCAUAACCUGCUGUGACGCAGUCGGCUGGGGCUCCACCGUCAAGUACACCAACGCCCUCGUCGCCGCCGGCAUGGAGUCCUACCUGGGCCUCAUCACCUCGCACACCUACUCGGGCGACGCCAACACCCCCCUCAACACCACGCUGACCUCGUGGGUCUCCGAAUCCGGCAUCACGACGCCCUUUGACCUGACGUGGUACGAGAACGGCGGCGCUAGCGAGGGCAUGACCUGGGCCAACAAGAUCGCCGUCGGCAUCAUCAACGCGAAGCUGUCCGCCUACCUCUACUGGGAGGGCUUCGAACAGAAUCAGCUGCAGUCCGACUCCCACCUCGUCGACACCCAGAACGGCACGACCGCGACGCCUUCGGCCAACUUUUGGGCGUUUGCCAUGUGGUCGCGGUACAUCCGCCCCGGCGCGCAGAGAUUGCAGACCUCGGGCAUGGUGGCGGCCGAUGUCUUGACGGCGGCAGUCCAGAACAAGGAUGGGUCUGUUGUGGUUGUGUUCACGAACAAUGGCAGCGCUGCUCAGAAUGCCAGCGUGUCGUUGACAGGUUUCACACCCGAGGCUGCGAGCGCAUGGGUCACUGACAAUACUCACAAGUUCGUUUCCACGGAGGUUAGCAUCUCGUGCUCGGGUGUCUCCGUCUCAAUCCCAUCCAAGGGUGUCGUCACCGUCAAGUUGACUUGA
Molecule: messenger RNA, 1377 nt
Organism: Colletotrichum orchidophilum
Lineage: Eukaryota; Fungi; Ascomycota; Sordariomycetes; Glomerellales; Glomerellaceae
Product: cellulosome enzyme
Exons: 3
Coding region: 1-1377 (458 amino acids)
Molecular function (GO): hydrolase activity, hydrolyzing O-glycosyl compounds
Source: RefSeq, a predicted model, not a curated record